CCCCACCUUCUGCGCAGCUAAUAUACGGCGGCAGCGCGCGGCGUACGCCUCACGUAUAACCCUGUCAGUCACCCGAAUCUGACCUGUAAAGGGAACCCGGUCGACUUCCGUACAGUAGGCUCGAUGAACGCUGGAAAGCUAUCGGACGUUCGUUUCGCACACUGGAAGAAAAAGUCCCAAGAGACGAGGAUUUUCGGGGCAUGGAAGAAGUUUUCCGCUCGAGAUGUCCGUCGUUGCUGCGACGCAACGGCAUGUCAGACGAAUUUGUCAGUCAUCCGAAAAGUAGGCCUCGAUAUUCGCGAGGGGCGAACUACUGCGCAGGAUGUAACGCGUGCUUACUUGGCCAAGAUACGCCAGACGGACGAAAAGGUUGGAAGCUUCAUCACGACACAGGCAGAUAACGCGAUUGCUCAGGCCAUAUCGAUUGAUGAGAAAAUUUGUCGAGGCGAGGAUCCGGGUAUUCUAACCGGGGUCGCGUUCGCGAUAAAGGACAAUAUUUGCUCGAGUGAUAGUUUCACAACCGCAGGAUCAAGAUUGCUUGAGGUGCAUCAAUCGCCACACGAUUCUUUGGUAGUCUCUGCUAUCAAGGCAGAGGGAGGCAUUAUACUUGGAAAGACGAAUCUUGAUGAAUUUGGCAUGGGCAGCACGACCGAAAACUCGGCUUUUGGCGUAACCAGUAAUCCCUGGGAUAUGCGUAGGAUUCCUGGAGGUUCUUCCGGCGGUUCGGCAUCGGCCGUCGCCCUGAAGCAAUGUGCUGCUGCUCUUGGGAGCGACACCGGCGGUUCAAUAAGGCAGCCGGCAUCAUUUUGUGGCGUUGUUGGCUUGAAACCUACGUACGGCUUGCUUUCACGCCAUGGACUUGUAGCAUAUGCAUCUUCUUUCGAUACCAUAGGACCUGUAACCACUUCGGUGGAGGACUCCGCGAUCGUCUUAACAGCCCUUUGUUCGAGACAUAAUCAGCUUGAUUCAACUUUGCAUCAUACGAAUUCAAGCCGGUUUCACGACCACUUGAAGAACCUCGAGCACUUUGCUUCCAAGCCUUUGUCAGGCUACAGAUUCGCGAUAAUUAAGGAGACCAUUGGUCUGGGUGUCCAACAUGAUGUUGUUCAGCGUGUGCUAGAGGCAGCUACUAAAAUUGAAAGAUUGGGCGCGGCGGUGGACUUUGUGUCUUGUCCGACUUUCCACCUAGGGUUGCCAGCAUACUACAUCCUAGCUUUGUCGGAGGCUAGCAGUAAUUUAAGCCGAUAUGAUUGCAUACGCUUGGGAGGAAAGACAUCUCGUGACGAGGGUUUCGGAGCUGAAGUGAAGCGGAGAAUAUUGAUGGGAUCCUUCGCUUUGUCUGCUGGACACAGCGAUGCUUACUAUGAAAGGGCCCAGGAGGUACAAAGAAUGGUGGAGGCAGAGCUUGCUUGCAAACUUCAAGAAUAUGAUGCCUUCAUUCUGCCCGCGGCUCCGUCGCCUGCUUACCUGAAAAGUGAAAAGAUGAAUGAUCCACUUGCCAUGUAUUCGGGCGACAUGAUGACAGUGAAUGUUAACCUCUCUGGCCUCCCUGCCAUUGUGGUGCGUGGAGGACACGUUGAAAACGACGGGACGCUGCUGCCAGUUGGUCUUCAAAUUGUUGGUCGUCCUUUCAGAGAGCGAGCCUUAUUAGAGAUAGCACAUGCAUAUGAGUUAUGCACAUGGGACGAGAUCAAAUUUUAAACCUAUAUGUAUGGAUCCCCUGUGAUUCUUUAUUUCGAGGCAAAAUUGAGUUAUGUUCAUUAAUUACUGACAAACCAAUCAAGCAAAUUUGGUCUUCCACCUAACACUCAAAGCUCAUACGCAAAGGUUUACCUCUGGUUGGGUAAAGCAUUUUCACGACGUAAAUGAAGCCGAGGCGUCCGAUCAACAUCGCCCACGAAACGGGGCUUAUCUCCCUUGCUCUUCAGGUGUAUCCAGCCUACAUCGCCCUCCCCUUGCAGACAAAUCUGGGAAUUCGAGUGCAAUAAAGUGAUGAAGUAGAAGCUAGUGAAAGAUGGUUGUCUGUAGCUAACUAAGAGGUCUGCUUUCCAGAUACAUCAGCCUUCUUCGCUGCUGCAUCACCAUGUUUGAUGCUUGUGGCUUUUUCACCUUCCGUCUGUUAAAAAAUGUUGCGGAGGUUAGAAAAGCUCGUUAAAAUUAGUGGGUUGCUCAGGGACUUGCCUCCCGGUACUUGUGCAGAUAAACCUUCAACGGUUCAACAUAUUCUUCG
This is a messenger RNA of Micromonas commoda, 2230 nucleotides long. RefSeq names its product glutamyl-tRNA amidotransferase, subunitA (gene GATA). Gene Ontology annotation, cellular component: glutamyl-tRNA(Gln) amidotransferase complex. Lineage: Eukaryota; Viridiplantae; Chlorophyta; Mamiellophyceae; Mamiellales; Mamiellaceae. Gene Ontology annotation, biological process: translation. The coding region runs from base 124 to 1701 and encodes 525 amino acids. Gene Ontology annotation, molecular function: glutaminyl-tRNA synthase (glutamine-hydrolyzing) activity. The transcript is spliced from 19 exons. The record is from RefSeq and is a predicted model, not a curated record.